GCCGGGGAACUCUGCGGGAGUCCCGGCCGCUCCGCUCCCAGGGACCCAGGAGUUGGGCCCAGCGUCCCAGCCGGAGCGGAAAGAUGAUUCCGGUGGCCGAGUUCAAGCAGUUCACGGAGCAGCAGCCCGCCUUCAAGGUGCUCAAGCCCUGGUGGGACGUGCUGGCCGAGUACCUCACGGUGGCUAUGCUCAUGAUCGGGGUCUUCGGCUGCACUCUGCAGGUGACACAGGACAAGAUCAUCUGUCUGCCCAGUCACGAACUCCGAGAGAAUUUAUCAGAAGCCCCAUGCCAGCAGCUGCUGCCACGCGGCGUCUCCGAGCAGAUGGGGGGCCUCCGGGAGGUCAGCGGCCUCAAGAACAACUUGGACCUCCAGCAGUACAGCUUCAUCAACCAGCUGUGCUACGAGACCGCCCUCCACUGGUACGCCAAGUACUUCCCCUACCUGGUCGUCAUCCACACACUCAUCUUCAUGGUCUGCACCAGCUUCUGGUUCAAGUUCCCCGGCACGAGUUCCAAGAUCGAGCACUUCAUCUCCAUUCUGGGCAAGUGUUUUGACUCGCCGUGGACCACGCGGGCCCUGUCCGAGGUCUCUGGGGACAACCACAAGGGCCCCGCUGCGGGACGGGCAACGGCGACCGUGGAAGCGUCCUCGGGGCCAGGAAAGGCAAGUGAGGGUGAGAAGGAAAAGGUGCUGAUGGAGCCUGAGAAGGUGGUGACAGAGCCACCGGCCGUCACCCUGCUGGACAAGAAGGAGGGCGAACAGGCCAAGGCGCUGUUUGAGAAGGUCAAGAAGUUCCGCGUGCACGUGGAGGAGGGCGACAUCUUGUACACCAUGUACAUCCGGCAGACGGUGCUCAAGGUCUGCAAGUUCUUCGCCAUCCUGGUCUACAACCUGGUCUACGUGGAGAAGAUCAGUUUCCUGGUGGCCUGCAGGGUAGAGACCUCGGAGGUGACAGGCUACGCCAGCUUCUGCUGCAACCACACCAAGGCCCACCUCUUCUCCAAGCUGGCGUUCUGCUACAUCUCCUUUGUGUGCGUCUACGGGCUGACCUGUCUCUACACCCUCUACUGGCUUUUCCACCGGCCCCUCAAGGAGUACUCCUUCCGCUCGGUGCGGGAGGAGACCGGCAUGGGGGACAUACCGGACGUCAAGAAUGACUUCGCUUUCAUGCUCCACCUCAUCGACCAGUAUGACUCGCUCUACUCCAAGCGCUUCGCCGUCUUCCUCUCCGAGGUCAGCGAGAGCCGCCUGAAGCAACUCAACCUGAACCACGAGUGGACGCCUGAGAAGCUUCGGCAGAAGCUGCAGCGCAACGCCCGCGGCCGGCUCGAGCUGGCCCUCUGCAUGCUCCCGGGGCUGCCCGACACCGUCUUCGAGCUCAGCGAGUUGGAGGCGCUGCGGCUGGAGGCCAUCUGCGACAUCACGUUCCCCCCGGGCCUCUCGCAGCUGGUGGGCCUGCAGGAGCUCAGUCUGCUGCACUCGCCGGCCAGGUUGCCCUUCUCCUUGCAGGUUUUUCUGCGGGACCGCCUCAAGGUCAUCCGAGUCAAGUGCGAGGAGCUCCGCGAGGUGCCCCUGUGGGUGUUUGGGCUGCGGGGCCUGGAGGAGCUGCACCUUGAGGGGCUCUUCCCCCCAGAGCUGGCUCGGGCGGCGACCCUCGAGAGCCUCCGGGAGCUGAAGCAGCUCAAGGUGCUGUCUCUGCGGAGCAACGCCGGCAAGGUGCCCGCCAGCGUGACGGACGUGGCCGGCCAUCUGCAGCGGCUCAGCCUGCACAACGAUGGGGCCCGCCUGCUGGCCCUUAACAGCCUCAAGAAGCUGGCGGCACUGCGGGAGCUGGAGCUCGUGGCCUGCGGGCUGGAGCGCAUCCCCCACGCCAUCUUCAGCCUGGGCGCGCUGCAGGAACUAGACCUCAAGGACAACCACCUGCGGUCCAUCGAGGAGAUCCUCAGCUUCCAGCACUGUCGCAAGCUGGUCACGCUCAGGCUGUGGCACAACCAGAUCGCCUAUGUCCCCGAGCACGUGCGGAAGCUCCGGGGGCUCGAGCAGCUCUACCUCAGCCACAACAAGCUGGAGACCCUGCCCAGCCAGCUGGGCAUGUGCUGCGGCCUCCGCCUGCUGGACAUCUCCCACAAUGGGCUGCGCUCCCUGCCCCCCGAGCUGGGCCUCCUCCAGAACCUGCAGCACCUCGCUCUGUCCUACAAUGCCCUGGAGGCCCUGCCUGACGAGCUCUUCUUCUGCCGCAAGCUGCGGACGCUGCUCCUGGGCUACAACCACCUGAGCCAGCUCUCACCCCAGGUGGGGGCCCUCAGAGCCCUCGGGCGCCUGGAGCUCAGGGGCAACCGCUUGGAGGCGCUGCCAGAAGAGCUUGGCAACUGCGUGGGGCUCAAGAAAGUGGGGCUCGUGGUAGAGGACGCCCUUUACGAGGGCCUGCCGGCAGAGGUGCGGGAGAAACUGGAGGAGGAAUGAAGCAGAGGUGGGCAAGGUUGGGGUAGAGGCCUUCUGGAUACUUCCACGCCAGAGUCUAUGCUGCUGUCUUCAAGAGAGGUGGCCAAGAGGGCCCGGGCCAAGAGAGGAGGAGCAGACACGUCAGCCUCGUGGGGUCCAGGCAGAAUCCUGGGGCUGGUCUGAGAAGAGACGGGAGGCCGUAGAUUUGGGGUGGAACGUCAGAGAGGGAUUAACUCAGUCCUUGGAUUCUCAGACUAAAACCACACCUGUGUCUUUGGCUGGCUGGCUGGCCUGC
This is a messenger RNA of Enhydra lutris kenyoni (northern sea otter), 2739 nucleotides long. RefSeq names its product leucine rich repeat containing 8 VRAC subunit E. Bases 84 to 2465 code for a protein of 793 amino acids. The record is from RefSeq and is a predicted model, not a curated record. The transcript has 3 exons. Gene Ontology annotation, molecular function: protein binding. NCBI's taxonomy places the organism in Eukaryota, Metazoa, Chordata, Mammalia, Carnivora, Mustelidae.